AUGACGGGGAAGUCGCUUUCGAGCGGGGAGUCCAGCGAGAGUGACGAGUGGGGAGGUCAUCUCCAUGGGAGCCAAUGGAAAGGCCAUAUAGGGGGGAACCAGUGGAAAGGCCACCUCGAUAGCGCGAAGCGGAGUGAGCCGGACGAGGACACCCUUGACUCAUGCAGCUCGAGUGGAUCCCACGACUCGCAAGGACAGCGCACCGAGAGGGAUGAAGAGUCAAACAUCAAACGAAUCAACCAGUAUAUAGAAAAGCUGGACAUCCUGAGGAACAAAUGCGACCUAAAAAUAAAGCUCAAUCAGCAGAAGGAGAAGGAGAACCUCGUAAGUAACAUCGACAACAUAAACACACAGGUGAAGAAGCACUUGUUGUUUAAACGGAGGAUAAAUAAAAUUAAUAGCUCCCUUAGGGAGAAGUGUAAUUAUGAUGCCUUUUCGCAGAUGGAAAGGAUCUAUAAGACCAUCUCGGAUGUUAACUCGUCGUACGAAUAUACUACGUUAAAAAUUCAGCUGCAGGAUUAUAUAAGGCAGGUGGAGGGCUGCGUGAGGAGGAAUUACUUGGAUGCUAUUGAGCCGCUGAACCAGUUUUUGCAGGUAAGGAGGUGCCUGUAUAGAUAUGGUCGGUCUGGGCUGCUACCGCUGGGGGGAAGUGCCCCGGGCCAUGCCUACCGCGCGAAGGGGGUAGCCAUCCUCCUGAGCGGUGAAGAAGUGGUCAUUGAAAGUGAUAUAAUUAGUUAUGCCCAGCAGAGGGAAAGGCAGUUUUUAGAGGACCCCCCCGAACAGCAUCAGGACGCUCUUCCCCACUCGCAUGCACAAGUUCAGGCGUAUGCGCAGAUAUGCCAGACAGAUGAAGAGAACAUAAAGUUGCUGAACGCGUACUACGAGCAUGUGAGGGGUCUCAUCGAGGAAGAAAUCUGCGAGUGUGUGAAGGUGAAGGACGUGGAUGGGGCUAGGGCGAAGGUAGGCCUGUACCUGAGCAUUUUUCGCCGGGGGGGGGUCAAGAAGACGCACAGUGAGCAGAGGGAGAAGAGAAGGGACUCUUCUGAGGGGGGCGGUGAGCAAUCCGGUGAGGAAAGCCACGAUGAAGCGAGCGACGGGGGUAAUCCCGAUGAUGAAGGAGACGGGAGCAACCCCGAUGAGGAAGGCGACGGAAGCAAUCCCGAUGAGGAAGGCGACGGGGGCAAUCCCGAUGAGGAAGGCGACGGGGGCAAUCCCGGUGAGGAAGGCGAGGCGCGAAGUCACAGUGGGGACCGCGCCGCCCUGGAAGAUCAGCUGCUCCACUUCGAGGAAUACCUCUUUGUGUGCCGCGUGGCCAUGAAGCUGCUCGAGUUGGAGGUGGAGAAGCAGCUGGACCUUUUAACUCGCCAAGUAGUGAGCACGGAAGACAGCGUGUACGUGGAGUGCAUCAAAGGGACAUACGCCUGCCUCUACAGACACAACGCCUUUUUGGAGAAGCUCCUGGGAGACCAUAUAGUUUACAUCAUUUACAACAGAAAGGCGGAGCUAAUCUUUAACAAAGUUGUAAAAGCGAUCUGCUCAAAUUUCUGCAGUCAGGCGGAGCUCCUCCGGAUAGACAACUACAAUGAGCUUACCAAAUUGGACAAGAACGUGGAGAUGCUAUCAUUACUUUGUUAUAAUUUUCAAAACAUAAAAAAAUUUUUACACCAAUUGGGGGAAGAUAAAUUUCGGAAAUUAAAUUUUAUGUUCAAUUUGGCUAGCUGCAUAAAUAAAGAAAUUUUUUCUGAACAGUCAGGCUUGUUUAAAAAUUUGCCGUACGUAAAGUGUAUACAUGACUGCCUAUGUUCAUACAUCGAUUACGAGGUGAUGUUCACCAGGCACUGCAUCGAUAAGGCAUUCGUUUUGACCGACGACAUUAUGCUGUCCCUAAUUGAUGAAGAGAAGAGCAAGGGAAAAAACGCAAUAAAUUUUUAUGAGAAUAUGGCAAACUUCGAGCACCUAAUGAUGAACAGCAGUAGCAGCAAUGAGUACACGUCUACCCUGCUGGACGAUGCGUUUUUCAUUUUUCAGAAAUCCGUCUGCAGGAGUAUUAAUAUGAACGAUAUUAACACCAUGUGCGUUUUGGUGAACCACAUUAUUUUAUUCAUUGGGAGUACUUUAAGAAAUUACCUGAAUGAGAAUUUGAAAACGAGCAAAAGUAUAUACGCCGCGUUCAUUCACGAUGUUGCCAAUUUGAAGCCCUUCUCCUUCAGGGCGUUGCUGGGCAGCAUCGAUGAGACGAACUACGUGGAUGAGGGCCAGGGCAACAACCGCACCGUGGCCCUGGCGCAGAACUUCGUCAGUUCGCUGAGCUACGUGCGGAGUGAGGCCCCGGAGGGGGGGCCAGGCCGUGGCGACUUUGCAAGUGGAGGUGAUAACUCGGCACGUGGAGCGGCUAGUCGUAAUAGCUCAGUACGGGGAGACCACCCCUCGCGAGGCGGCGAGGCGAGGGGGAAGGGCAAUGCAAGUGGUAAUGGCGGUGCCGCUAACAGUGGCAUCUACGAGUACCUGACGGCGGAGCACCGCGAGAGCCUCUUCAACCCCCUGUCCGAGAGGAAAAACAUGGAGAGCCAAACCAUCAACUCCAAGUUCAGCUACCCCCACUGCGUGAACAACAUAGAUUCUUGCCACCAGUACAUUCAGAACUUUAAGCAGUUCAUCCACGGGUACUUCGUCGACAGGUUUUUAGGGGACGAAACGGGCGAUGGGGAGAAACAGAAGCGAGGGGAGGGGCAAACGGAGAGGCAGUCGCAAGCGGAGAGGCAGUCGCAAACGGAGAGGCAAUCGCAGAACCACCUGCUCAUGUUCACCAACUCGUUCGCCAACUACGACGGCCUGCUGAGCGACUUCUCAAAGAUGAGCGUCGAAAAUUGCAAAAAUCUGCUGAACAUCCUGAAGGUGCACUUUGUGGGGCAGCUGGUCGUCAUCGAGAGCGUCAGCUUUGACAUCACGAGUGAGCAGUACGCCUACUACCAGCUCAACGACCCCUACAUCAACGGCUUGGUCAGCCGCAUGAAGCUCAUCGCCUACCACAUCUCGCUUUACUUCAACCAGAACAUCUUCCACAUCUGCGUCGGUUUGCUCGCGGAGAAGAUCUGCAAAUACAUCGAGCGAAUCGUGCGCACGAAGAAAUUUAGCCUGUACGGGUGCGUCCAGUUAGACAACGACAUUAGGAACCUCAUGCUGUUCUUCACCUCCCUCACCAGCAUCAGCGUUAAGAAGGAGUUCGCCAAGCUGCUGGAAAUUUGCGAGCUGCUGAACAUAAGCGACUUGCAGGACUUUAAAGAUUUCUACGAGGAAAACAAGAACCACUUGAGUGCCGGUGAGGUGCAGGACAUCAUCUCCAUGCGCAAUGACAUUUCGGAGGAGCUCCUGGGCGCGAUCAAGCUGUACAUGAAUUUGGGAGCGCCGUAG
This is a messenger RNA of Plasmodium vivax (malaria parasite P. vivax), 3411 nucleotides long. RefSeq lists its product as hypothetical. Lineage: Eukaryota; Apicomplexa; Aconoidasida; Haemosporida; Plasmodiidae. The record is from RefSeq and is a predicted model, not a curated record. The coding region runs from base 1 to 3411 and encodes 1136 amino acids. The transcript is spliced from 2 exons.